Amoebophrya sp. A25 is the source of this 231-nucleotide messenger RNA. NCBI's taxonomy places the organism in Eukaryota, Dinophyceae, Syndiniales, Amoebophryaceae. The record is from the annotation of a GenBank genome assembly.
AGGAGGUCGAUGACGCAGAAGACGGCUUCGGCGGCUUGGUCACUCGGCUUCCUUCCACAAGGAGAAGCACUAGACCUGUGCCAGCACGUGGAGUGAAGUAUUUUGGUCGGCCAACUUCGAAUUCGAUCGCGCAUCUAAAGAAGAGAAGAACGACUUGCCGCAAGUCCACCCAAGACGAUGACCCUGUAGCUGCGGCGCUAACAUUCACCGAUAAUAUUCUUGUUAAUCUAG